Molecule: messenger RNA, 1719 nt
Organism: Priceomyces carsonii
Lineage: Eukaryota; Fungi; Ascomycota; Pichiomycetes; Serinales; Debaryomycetaceae
Product: MFS transporter
Exons: 1
Coding region: 1-1719 (572 amino acids)
Biological process (GO): transmembrane transport
Cellular component (GO): plasma membrane
Molecular function (GO): transmembrane transporter activity
Source: RefSeq, a predicted model, not a curated record
AUGCAAACGUCAAUAUUUAACGCUGAUGACGACAAUGAUCACUCUUUGGUUUCCAGUGAGUCGUAUAGUUUAUCUACGAGUUUGUCGAACAUAAGUGCCAGGAGCCUGGCUCAAGAUGAAGAACCUAAAUUAUUGAAAAGGACUCCAUAUGAAGAUGACACGGGAUGUAGCUUAAAAGUAUCACGAACUAUAAGCAGAAAGAUAACAAACUCAGAGCAAAUCUUACAAAAGGCUGCUAAGUCAACUAGCCCUUUGCCACCUAUGGGUGGAGGCAGAAACUAUCCACCACCACUAGUAGGUCCGGAGGAUGCUUACCUAGUCGUAUAUGAUGGUCCAGAUGAUCCCUUAUGUCCGUUGAGUUGGUCAAAGAAUAGAAAGCUCGUGAAUUGUUUUGCAGUGUUAGUAACUCCUUUUGCUGUCCAAUUAGGUUCGGCGAUGUAUUCUCAAAGUAUACCAACAGUCAUGGCUAAUUUUAAAGUUGGACAUACCGUAGCAACCUUAGGAACAUCUUUGUUUGUGUUUGGAUUUGCAUCAGGCCCGGUUAUUUGGGGCCCUCUUUCUGAACUUUUUGGUAGAAAGCUAAUUUUAAUUUGUUCCAUGUUUGGUUAUACCUGUUUUUCGUUUGCAGCUGCAACAGGACAAGAUAUACAAACCAUAAUGAUUUGCAGGUUUUUUUCUGGGUUCACUGGUGGUGCUCCAGCUGUCGUUGCUCCAGCGGUAACUGCUGAUUUAUUUCAUACGGCAGAUAGAGGAAAAGCGAUGACGGGAUUCGGUUUUGUUCUAUUUGCUGGCCCAAUGUUGGCACCAAUUUUUGGCGGUUUUGCGGCUAAAAACCCUCAUUUAGGGUGGAGAUGGCCUAUGUAUUUCACUGGGAUAGCUUCUAGUGUUGCUCUCCUUUCUGCUAUUUUCAUCCUAGAGGAAACGAAUCAUCAAACACUUUUAUUAAAAAGAGCCGAAGAAAUUCGAAGAAGGACAGGAAACAAAGCUAUUCAUGCAGCUCAUGAGGAGGUUUCUUUGGGUAUUCACGAGAUUUUGUGGAAUAAUAUAGCUAGACCGUUGAGUAUGCUAUUUUCUGAGCCAAUAUUAUUUUUAAUAAGCUUGUACAAUUCAUUUGUUUAUGGAAUUUUGUAUCUAUUAUUGACUGAGAUCCCUUUAAUCUUUUCAAACAAUUAUCAUUUUGAAAGAGGAGUCGCUGAAUUACCUUAUAUAUCACUGUGCAUAGGUACAAUCAUAGGCUGUCUUUUGGUUGUGGUCUUCGAAAAUAGAUACGUUAGACUUUUAAAGAGAAAUGGCAAAGUUAGACCAGAAGAGAGGUUGCCAGGGAUGAUGCUUGGCUCCUUCUUCUUCUCUGUUGGUUUAUUUUGGUUAGGUUGGACUGGUGACUACCCAAGGAAGGUUCAUUGGAUUGUGCCGACCGUUGGUAUGUCAUUUAUUGGUAUCGGCUUGGUUCUCAUAUUUUUACCUUGUCUCACCUAUAUUAUAGACGUAUACUUAUAUGUCUCUGCUUCUGCCUUGGCAAGCAAUGCAUUUCUUAGAGCAUCUUUUGGUGCGGCAUUUCCCUUAUUUGCAAGACAAUUAUUUCUAAAUAUGCAAAUUAAAUGGGCAACCACUUUACUAGGAUGUUUUUCUGUCGUUUUGAUACCGGUACCAAUUUUGUUCUACAAAUACGGCGCCAAUAUUAGAAAGAGAUCCAAGUUUGCCUACAACGCUGUUUCGUAG